UGUACGUCCCUCCCUCCUCUCCCCUGUCAGUCCCUCCCUCCCCUGCCCCAAACUGCCCCUCUGCUUCCCCUUUGUUGCUCCUAUGUUAUGGUGCAAUCGCUUGCCUCCCCUGCCCCAAACUUCCCCUCCUCGUCCCCUUCAGUCCCUACCUGUUCUGUCCCCCCCUCCCUCCCCUGUACGUCGCUCCCUCCCCUUUCCGCCGCUCCCUCCCCUGCCCCAAACUGCACCUCUGCUUCCCCUUUGUUGCUCCUAUGUUAUGGUGCACUCAUUUGGCCUCCCCUGCCCCAAACUUCCCCUCCUCUUCCCAGUCAGCCCCUCCCUCUUCUGUACGUCCCUCCCUCCUCUCCCCUGUCAGUCCCUCCCUUCCCUGCCCCAAACUGCCCCUCUGCUUCCCCUUUGUUGCUCCUAUGUUAUGAUGCGCUCGCACGCACGCGGGAGUGGUGGGAUUAUCCGUCUGGGUUUCCUAGAGUGCCCGUUCAGCUUUGCCGGGCCAUGCUGUCAGCCUUGAAUUGCUCUUGUAUGCCUGCGCUCAUACCUCAGAAUUCACCCAACGAACUCCAGAUGAUGUCUGAUGCUCCUGCACACCAUCUCUUCUGCCUCCUUCCCCCGGUCCCACCAACUCAGAAUUCUCUGCCAGAGGUCCUGGCCGUGGUCCAGGUGUGCCUUGAGGGAGAGAUUUCCCAGCAGUCCAUCCUGAGUAGACUGUCCCGUGGGAAAAAGGCAUCGGGGGAUCUGAUUCCUGAGCGGGUUGGUUGCCACUAAAGUCAGUGACUAGCUGAAGAUAUUUUUGCAGACUUUUUGAGUUUGCUGCUCUAUAUCAAUAAUACAUUUUCUGUCCAUAGUUCCAAGAUCCUGAUUUUGGCAGUCUAUCUGGGGGAAGAGUAGUGCGGACAGCAGUUCAUCCAGACUACCGGGGGGCAAUAUUGUAUUAUGGUUCUUUACUGCUUCUCUAGGGCAAUAAUUGUUUUACUUCUAGUUUGCAAAGCUUGUCGUGGUACCUGCCUUAUCAUCUUUACCUAGCAAAGGCAAUCUGUUAUAGGCUCAAAUUUUUCUUUAAUACUGCAGUAAAGAUUUGUAUCGGCCUUUGGGAAAUGGUUAUGCGUGCCUCUCGCUCAAAACUGUGUUUGACCUUUGGCUGUGAGUCUCCUGGAGGAGUCGCUUACCCCUCGGAAGAACUUGCCUCCUCUGCUGCUGAGGCUCAGUUAGAGGCCAGCAGAGAAGCUUGAUUAACUUGGUGUAUCUUAUGGGUUAACCCCCAAACUCUUGAAGUGUGUAGCUUGCUGUAUUUAUACUGAGAUGAUAAUGCUACUUCCCUGUCUUCCUGCAGCCUUGUGCCUUUAUAUGGUCACAGAACC
Messenger RNA from Xenopus laevis (African clawed frog), 1355 nucleotides. It is a transcript of the gene nat10.S, whose product is annotated as formin-like protein 3. The record is from RefSeq and is a predicted model, not a curated record. NCBI's taxonomy places the organism in Eukaryota, Metazoa, Chordata, Amphibia, Anura, Pipidae. The transcript has 3 exons. The coding region runs from base 88 to 762 and encodes 224 amino acids.